AUGGAUAGCAAUAUUCUCAGUAUGGACCUCCGCGUUGGCGGUAAGUAUAGAAUUGGUAAGAAAAUAGGUUCAGGUUCAUUUGGUGAUAUCUAUCUUGGUGUUAAUAUCAUCUCUGGUGAAGAGGUGGCUAUCAAAUUAGAAUCCAUCAAGGCAAAGCACCCACAGCUUGAGUAUGAGGCGAAAGUAUACAAAACUCUUGCUGGCGGUGUUGGUGUCCCUUUCGUACGUUGGUUUGGUAGAGAAUGCGAUUACAAUGCAAUGGUCAUUGACCUCCUCGGUCCCUCCCUUGAAGACCUUUUCAACUUCUGUAAUCGCCGUUUCACCUUGAAAACCGUUUUACUCCUCGCAGAUCAACUAAUUUCACGCAUUGAAUACAUUCACAGCCGCAAUUUCAUCCACCGUGACAUCAAACCUGAUAAUUUUCUUAUGGGCAUCGCUAAAAGAGGAAACCAAGUUAACAUCAUCGAUUUCGGUUUAGCUAAGAAGUAUAGAGACCCAAAAACUCAUUUACACAUACCUUAUCGUGAGAAUAAGAACCUCACUGGUACUGCACGUUACACUUCCAUCAAUACUCACUUGGGCGUAGAGCAAUCUAGACGUGAUGAUCUAGAAUCCUUAGGGUACGUUUUCAUGUACUUCUUACGUGGUCAAUUACCUUGGCAAGGUCUCAAAGCUACCACAAAGAAGCAAAAAUAUGAUAGAAUUAUGGAGAAAAAGAUGGUUAGCUCAACUGAAGUUUUAUGUCGCGGUUUCCCUCAUGAGUUUGCUAUCUACCUCAAUUACACUAGAUCUUUACGGUUCGACGAUAAGCCUGAUUACUCUUACUUGAGAAGGUUAUUCAGAGACUUAUUCAUUAGGCAAGGCUUCCAAUACGAUUAUGUUUUCGAUUGGUCUGUUCAACAGAGAUACGAUGAUAGACGUAAACAAGCUCCUGAAGAGGCUACCACUCAAGCUGCCACAGGUGCUCAAACUCCUGCUGCUGCUGCAGCUAACCCCUCAGCUCAACCCGCUGUUAAACAAUCUGACAGAGUUUUGAGAUCAUCAACUCGUCAUGCAGAUGGUCAGCCACAACCACAAGCAGGACCUUCUGGAUCUAGACAAGCAUGGUAUUAA
Messenger RNA from Wallemia ichthyophaga EXF-994, 1113 nucleotides. RefSeq names its product Casein kinase I-like protein hhp1. The transcript is spliced from 5 exons. Gene Ontology annotation, cellular component: nucleus; cytoplasm. Lineage: Eukaryota; Fungi; Basidiomycota; Wallemiomycetes; Wallemiales; Wallemiaceae. The record is from RefSeq and is a predicted model, not a curated record. Gene Ontology annotation, biological process: peptidyl-serine phosphorylation; endocytosis; signal transduction. Gene Ontology annotation, molecular function: ATP binding; protein serine/threonine kinase activity. Bases 1 to 1113 code for a protein of 370 amino acids.